AUGUUGUCUGUUGUCGUUAUUAUUAUUUUUAUAAUUCAACAAUCUUAUCCAACAUAUCAAUUAGAAACAAUUCAAGCAGUUCUAUCUAGUACUGUUGACUUGCACUGUUCAGUCGUCAAUCAAAAUCUCGAAUCAAUAAAUCCUGCAAAGAUCGUCUGGAUACGUGAUGAUCAAGCAGAUAUUGUUAGUCUUGAUUCUGUUAUAACAGUACGAGAUUCUCGUUUGAGUAUUCUAACAAUGGAUAAUAAUGAUCGUCAAGAAAGAACGUUACGUAUAAUAAAUAUUGAAGAACAAGAUCAUGGAUUAUAUCGAUGUAUUCAAGGUGAUAUUACAUUGAAUGAAAUUUUACUUGAUGUACUCAUCCCACCACGAAUUAUUUCACAUACUCCCGAACAUAUGCAUAUGACAGUUCGUGAAGGUCGUGAUGCUGAAUUCUCAUGUAUUGCAACUGGUCAUCCAACGCCUACUAUUAUUUGGCAUGUCAACGGUUUAUCUAGGCCAGGCAUAGUUGCAACAAUUGAGGGUAAAAAUGAAAGUGUUCUUAUCUUACGUAAUAUUUCACGUUAUGAUUCUGGUCGAGUCGAUUGUUCAGCAAGUAACACAUUAAGUACUGUCAAUCGACAAUUUCUUCUUUAUGUUAAAUAUAAACCAAUGGUUACAGUUCCGUUUCAUUUGUCUUAUUUCCGUUUGUAUGAUUCAGCAACGAUUACCUGUCAAGUUUGUUCAAUACCUUCAUCAACAGUUUUUGAUAUAUUUCGUCCAAAAAAAGCUGUUCCAAUUAAGAAAGGAGUUAAAGAUCAAUUCGAAGGAUUUAUUAAUGAAACAUGUAGACAAUUAACAAAGACUAUUUAUUUAAGUCAUCCAUCUUUAUUUGGUCCAUAUGUAUGUCGAGCAAGAAAUUCAUUAGGUGUUAAUCAUGCUGAAUUUAUAAUUAAAGAAUUAAAUCAAUCAACGAAGCAUAUGAAAUCUAUAACAGAACGUCGACCUUCUUCAACACUGUCUACGAUAAUUAAUUUGUCAACACCUUCGAUCUUUACGACGACUAAUGACACUCAAUUGAAGAUAGUUACAACUGAAUUGAUCGCUCAAAAGAAUCAAGCAUAUGGAUCAUCAAUAUCAGUUUUAUUAUUAAUAAUCCUUUGCUUGUUAUGA
Messenger RNA from Adineta steineri, 1152 nucleotides. The record is from the annotation of a GenBank genome assembly. Lineage: Eukaryota; Metazoa; Rotifera; Eurotatoria; Adinetida; Adinetidae.